This is a messenger RNA of Cryptomeria japonica (Japanese cedar), 2247 nucleotides long. RefSeq names its product ethylene-responsive transcription factor ERF055. NCBI's taxonomy places the organism in Eukaryota, Viridiplantae, Streptophyta, Pinopsida, Cupressales, Cupressaceae. The coding region runs from base 726 to 2063 and encodes 445 amino acids. The record is from RefSeq and is a predicted model, not a curated record. The transcript has a single exon. Gene Ontology annotation, molecular function: DNA binding; DNA-binding transcription factor activity. Gene Ontology annotation, biological process: regulation of DNA-templated transcription.
AUGAGGGGGGCAAGCGUAAGAUCCAGAGUGGUGAGGUUGAGUGAGUUUUUUUUCUGGUUUAUGCGCCCUGAAGCAAUCCCCUUUCUGUAAAUCCCUCUUCUUUGCAUCCCAUUCUGUAUUCAUUCGUCUUCUUCAGAGGGUCCCAAUUUUUGUUUUGAGAGUCUCGGAGCUUUUCUGUUAUUUUUUUAAAUACCCAAAAGCUUCAGAAGUAGUGGAUGUUUCAGAUCCGGAUCCAAUUUGAUUUCUCUGCUUUUCUUUUCUUGUUUUAUACUACCCAUCAGAUGCAAUUCUGCUCUGUGUAAUAAAUAUUUAGUUUGUCAUAUUUGUGGGUUUUUUUUUCUUUCUUAAUUUUAGUGUUCCCUGGUUGUGGGUUUGAUUCAUCAUCCAGGUAGUUUAGGUGUAUAAGGAUUUAGAGGAGCAUUUGUUGUUCCAUUAGAGGCAUCGUUUCAGAGCCUCUGCAAGGGAAGAGGAAUAUUUUUUAAGACCUCGUCCCUUUUUUAAUUUUCUGAAAUUCAGGCAAGAUUGUUUUUUGACCUUGCUCUGAAUUGUGUCUUCUUUUAUAUUUUGUUGGGUCAUUUUAUUUUAGGCUGUAGUUUAGGCAUAUAAUACUGGCAGUCACAGGUGCUUGUUUGAUUUCUAAUUUUGACAUAAAUCAGCAACACCUGAGGUGUGGAAGUCCUUUGUAGAAUUCCAAAAUUUGCCACAGGUUUGAUCAUAGUGCUAACAUGGCAACAGCUAGGGCAGACUUUAAUAAUAGUAGCAGCACAGAUUUGUUCAUGAGUGAGGAGUUGUUGAAAGCACUUGCACAGAAUGCUUUUGCAGCUUCAAGCUCACAGCUUUUUGAAGAAUCUGCAUCCAGUUCAUCUUCCCCUGUUAAUGAAGAUGUGGGUUUAGGUAGUCUAGGAGCCAGAGAGAGAUAUGUGCCCUUUUCUGGACCUGGUUUUUCAUAUGGGUCUUGCUCAUUUCUCCCUAAUGGAGAUGGAUGCAACCAGCCUGAUGGUCUGGUGUGGUGCCCAAAUUUUCAAGGGCUAGAAGCCACCACCAGCCAGGCUGGGGAUUCCAUUUACGGGUCUAGUCUACAGCAGCCUCCUCUGGCUCUGUAUCAGUUGUUCCCAAUACACCAGAUUCAAGCCCAGCUGCAGAUCAUACAAGAGCAAGAGCAGCAGCAACUUCUAUGGAAGCAACAGCAGGAGCAGGCAAUGGCUUAUCAGCAACAAUCACAAUUCAGGCAGUGGAAUGAUGCAGUGGCAGUAAAUCACCACCAUCACCUUGGCCCUAGAAGCCAGCCCAUGAAGCAUGUGGGUAAACCACCCAAUGGUGGUUCUGGUGUCUCCAAGCCCACCAAACUUUACAGAGGGGUAAGACAAAGGCACUGGGGCAAGUGGGUGGCAGAGAUUAGGUUACCUAGGAACAGAACAAGACUAUGGCUUGGGACCUUUGAUACAGCAGAGGAAGCAGCCAUGGCCUAUGACAAGGCAGCUUAUAAACUGAGGGGUGAACAUGCUAGGCUUAAUUUUCCAGCCUUGAAGCAUCUUUUGCAGGGAGAUUCAAGCCCAUCUUGGCUGGGGAAUUCACUCUUUUCCCCUGCCAAACCCGUGCUCCAAUCUUCUGUUGAUGCCAAACUGCAGGCAAUUUGUGAAAGCUUGAAACAACAACAACAACCACCUCAACAACCUUCUGUGGGUAAUGAAAACAGCAGUACCAGUACAACAUCAUGUGUUUCUGAGGAGGAACCAACAUGUGCAGAUGAGAGUUUGGGCUCUGUGGGACUGUGUGGUGAUGUGAAGAAGAACGAUUUUGUAUCUGUGAAGUCCGAGUCUCCAUCAUCUUCUGAUAGUAGUAAUGACUCCACCAUCACUGUAAUGAGUUCAGCUGGUGGGUCGGGCACUCCAUCAAGAGGAUGUAAUUCGGAGGCAGAGGCAGAGACAGAGAUAGAAUCAGAUACCUUUUGUAGCACACCAUCCUUCUCUCCAUCAAUGUGGGCAGAGCUUGAUGAUUAUUUGCUAACUAUUCCUCCCUUUGAGGCAGACAUGAACUGGGACUUGUUGUCCUCUGUAGCUUAGACAUGACAUUUUCUUCUUUGCUGUUACUGUUAGGAUAAAUCCAUGAACUCUACAUCACAGGCUUCUGCAAUUUAUUAGACUAUAGUUUAUGUAAUUAUACUUAUAUGUACUCUGUAAUAGGGGCUGGCAUGCCCUAUAAAUAAAAAAAUUAUUUGGUGCAAGGAAAGGCUUGUUUGUUGCAUAA